Messenger RNA from Paramecium octaurelia, 1382 nucleotides. The record is from the annotation of a GenBank genome assembly. NCBI's taxonomy places the organism in Eukaryota, Ciliophora, Oligohymenophorea, Peniculida, Parameciidae.
AUGUCUAUUGAUACAAUUUUUAUACUGUCUCAAAAUGGGUAUACAUCUAUGAUUUACAUAGCCAAAUUUUGGCUCAUAGGAUAUUUAAAGGGCUCAAGCGCAAAGACACUUUGCCUGAAUUCUACACUCAAUUCGUAUAAUUUUUUAGAGGGACCAAUGCUGUAAUUUUGUGAUGUUGAGUCUAGCUUAGGAUAAAGAAUACCCAAUUAUUAGAAUAAAGGAUGCUCUUUACCCUUUUGUUACGUUCUCGGAAUUCAUCAUAGGAGCAAUAGUAACAGAAGAGAUCCCUGUAUUGCAGUUAUUUGCAACACUCUUCCUCAUUCAAGAUGUAAUCAAGGCCUCAUUUCCAAACGAAUCCUCCGAGAUACUCAAAUAGAAUUUGCCUUAAAUCGUCAUCAUGCUUGAUACGUUAUUCGAUUACGGUUAUCCAUAAAUUACUUAAAGAUACAUACUUGAAAGUAUAGCUAAACCAACAAGUCUAAUUCAAAAAAUAAAGGAAAAAAUAAUAGGCAGACAGAACUUCCAAAAAGAAACUGUUUCUGUUUUGGAAAACUAUAUAGAGGGCUAGGAAGAUAUGAGAGAAUAUUGCCAAUAUCGAAUCCCUGAAAUCAAGGGUCAAGAGUAAGUUUACUUCGAUGUAAUCGAAUACUUAAACUGUGUAUUCGAUAAGAAUGGGAGAAUUUUAAUGGAAGAGAUCAAUGGAGAAAUCAAAGUUGAUUGUAAUCUAUCAGGACUACCUGAAUUAUAUGUAUUCCUCAAUCAGCCAAACCAGUUUAAUGAUUACUCUGUUCACGAAUGCUUGCUCCAAAAGAUUGAUACUUUUGAAAGAGAACAAGUCUUGGCAUUUGUUCCCCCUUCAGGAACUACAACUAUAUUUUAUUAUGAUAUCAAAGGGAUUUCAAUUAAAGUUCCGUUUGACUUCAUUCCAAAACUGUAAUUCCUAAGUAACUAAGUUAAAAUAGAGCUCCCUUUUUAAAAUAAAUCAGUUAGAGAUAAAUCAUAUGUAGUUGAUGAACUGCAUGUAAAAUUAACAGUACCAACUGGUUUAACUCUUGGGAAAACGGAGAUGGUUCAAGGAACACUUCAAGAAUUGGAGAAUGUAGGUACCUAAUGAUAUCAUUUAGGCUAUUCUGUGGAAAAUAGGAAAACUCGAAAUUGAUUCAUCAAUUAGAUUAGUUGUAACCUUCACAGCAAGAGAAGAAUUACUCAAUAUCAUCUAAUAGGGAAAUUUCUUGGUCCAAUUAAAAUUUGUUGUUAAGACAUUCAGUCCUUCUCAAACAAAAAUUGAUAAAGUUGAAAUUAGAAAUGGGCCUAAGGAUCUGAUAAAAAAAGCCAGAAAUAUAGCUAAGAGCGGUUAUUAUGAAAUUAGAUUAAAUUAAUGA